GCUUCAACUCAGCAAAAGCCAUCUUUUUGAGUCAAGCUUGCCCUCUUCCUCUCGGAAUGCAUAUUUGGUUCUACAAGAUGAGGUUUGUGUGUUUCAAGUUGACCAUCAUCUGCCUGUGGCUUCUACCAUCAGCAGGCCAAGACACAAUCAAAGCCUCUGCUUUCUCAAGCCACCAAAGAAGGGCAGAUGAAGGAGAAGGAGGAGUUUCUGUAGGAGCGGCAUUGAAAGUGAAGCAUAUCUCCAAGGAUUUACAGAUUAUCUCCACUAAAUACAAAACCCCUGCGUAUGGAUCUCUCAGCCCAUACGGCUGGCCGCAGAACUUCUCCCAGGCCCACGAUCAACAUCUGUCCAAUCCGCAAUCCAAACCUCAUUCCAAAGUCUCCCCGAAAUCCAAGAAGAUUUUGGGAUGGGGUGACUUUUACUUCAAUGUAAAAACAUUAAAGUUCAGUCUUCUGGUGACCGGGAAAAUCGUGGAUCACAUCAACGGCACAUUCAGUGUCUACUUCCGCCACAACUCUUCGCAUUUAGGGAACAUAUCUGUCAGCAUUGUUCCACCCUCUAAAACUGUUGGCUUGGAGGUUCUGGAUCCAGGAGUUCCAAGUAUACGGACCAGGAAUUCGGUACUGUUACCAGACCUGGCUUCCCACAUUCAAUCCACUGGUUCCACCUCUCCAGACCUGAAGAAGCAGCAGGAUUUGAUGGUGAUGACUGAGCUCAACUGUCGCAUUGAUUACCAAAGAACCAACCGGUCCAAGAAGACCAAGCCCUGCAUGUAUGAUCCGGGUCAGACGUGCUACUCCGAAAACACCCAAUCACAGGCAGCGUGGAUUUGUGCCAAACCCUUUAAGGUCAUAUGCAUUUUCAUCGCCUUUACUGGAACAGACUACAGGCUGGUGCAAAAAGUUUGCCCUGACCGUAACUUUCAGGCGGACCAGAACCAGCAACACUUUGGAUGACUGGGUCUCAGUGAAGAAUUCAGUAUUAUUCACAAUUUAUUGCCUAUUCUGGUUCUUCAAAUGAGACUUGCCAUGAAAUGUGAUCAAAUGAUUCAGAAAUGUUUUUUUUUUUUUUUUUUACAUAUUUAUUUUUCUCCCUAUCCGAAUUUUUUAAAAUUCCCAUUUUCCCUAACUCUU
Corythoichthys intestinalis (scribbled pipefish) is the source of this 1133-nucleotide messenger RNA. Its product is annotated as neurexophilin-4-like. The record is from RefSeq and is a predicted model, not a curated record. Gene Ontology annotation, molecular function: signaling receptor binding. Lineage: Eukaryota; Metazoa; Chordata; Actinopteri; Syngnathiformes; Syngnathidae. The transcript has 2 exons. The coding region runs from base 57 to 956 and encodes 299 amino acids.